UUUUAACACAGUAGAUAGUGAGCGCAUCAAACGAACAAAUGGUUCCAACUGCAAACACAAUGAUGACCUCAUCUGCUGCAUUUUCAAUUUGCAGAAGCAUUUCUCCGUCUUCUUCCUCUCCCACCACUUCACCUACUGGCGUUCGACCUCGGUUCUUUCGGUUCCCAAACCAUACUACCUCCAUUGCUUAUCCUUUACUUUUUGCUGCCAUUUAUUCCCCUAUUUUGACAAAGCUUCCGACAACGAGAAAGCUACGCUCUUUUGUUGCAGCAGCCGAAGACGAAACCCUGGUUCCAGAGGCUGAACAGCAAGCAGAUGAAGCAGCGUCCUCUACUCCUCCGCCGCCAGCAGCCACCACCGAUCAGACUGUCUCUGUUACCGUCUCGCCUUCUGAUAUCCUUACCAUGUUCUUUCAGGCUGAAGGAACAAUGAACGAGACAGCGAUUCCAACAGUUACAAAAGCAUUAGAGGAAACAGAGGGCGUUGCAGACCUAAAAGUGCAAGUUCUUGAAGGUAUUGCAAGUGUAGAGUUGACAAAGCAAACAACUGUGCAAGCUACAGGUGUGGCUUCAAAUUUGGUUGAGGUGAUACAAAGUAAAGGCUUCAAGUUACAGACAUUAAAUUUGAGCUUCCAGGAUGAAGAAGACUUCAGCUAGACAAAUGUACGAUGAUUUUCUCAUUUGCACUUUAAUGUAUCAAGUUCUCUAUGUGCUCGGCCUAAAUUUUGGAAUGCUCCAUUAAGUGUAUCUGUAUGAGUGCUAGUAGAAUUUUGGGGUUGUUAAUGUAAUUCACGUUCAGAUAGGAUGCAUUUCAUUGUUUACAAUUUAAUGCCACUGAGUUGUUGCUUUUUUCCUUCAUUUAUUAGGACUAUUAAGUUAACAUUCAGAUUGGAUAAUUUUCAUUGUUGAUUACAGUUUUACUGCUGCCGAGUUGUUACUUUAUUCCUUCAUUUGUUAGGACUAUUAAGUUAAAUUUA
Coffea eugenioides is the source of this 976-nucleotide messenger RNA. RefSeq lists its product as uncharacterized. The transcript is spliced from 4 exons. Lineage: Eukaryota; Viridiplantae; Streptophyta; Magnoliopsida; Gentianales; Rubiaceae. Gene Ontology annotation, molecular function: metal ion binding. The coding region runs from base 39 to 656 and encodes 205 amino acids. The record is from RefSeq and is a predicted model, not a curated record. Gene Ontology annotation, cellular component: chloroplast.